UCUCUCUCUUGGUGUUCUUUCCUUUUUGUAAAUAAUAAUGUUGAUACAUUAUUUUUCUUUUAACCAGAGAUUUUUCGAUCGAAUUGAAGGAUCAUUAAUUAUUAUUAUUAUAUAAGCUUUGAGCCUCCCAUAUUAAUCACCGUCUUCAUCCACAAACAAUUCGUCGUUUUCACUCGCGCAGAAUAAAAAAAAAAAAAAAGUUUCAGCUUCGAUUCCACGCCGGAACUCGGCUGUAAUACGACUCGUCGUUUAGCCGUUUGAUGAUUUCAUCUAUGUAUAUGUGAUAAAACUAGAGCUUUGACAGGGCCACUGGGAGUAAAAAUAUGGAACCCAAUGGGAGUUUAGAGGACAGUUUACAGACCGAAAUCGAAUCGAUUCUGCGAGAGCAUCGAAAUCAGAGUGUUAUGGAUCGAGAGAGGGAUCUAAAUAUUUAUAGGAGUGGCAGUGCCCCUCCUACAGUUGAGGGAUCGUUAAGUGCUGUUGGUAGUCUUUUCGGAAACUCGGACGUUAAAGAGAUUAAUACUAAUAGUAGGGGUUUUAACAAUGGGGGUUUAUCGGAAGAUGAGAUUAGAUCACACCCUGCUUAUCUCUCUUACUAUUAUUCACAUGAUAACAUGAACCCGCGAUUACCCCCGCCAUUGUUGUCAAAAGAGGAUUGGCGCAUUGCGCAGAGAUUUCAGGCUGGUGGGUCUUCGUUUGGGGAAAUUGGGGACUGGAGGAAGAAGGGGAUUGAGGACGGCGAAAGUUCGUCGCUUUUCUCAAUGCAGCCAGGGCUUUCUGUGCAGCAGGCGGAGGAUGAUUUGAUGGAACUGAGGAAUGCUAGUGGAAGUAAUCACUCCUGGCAGACUUCUUCUGGGUGGACAGAUCGAGGCUUGAACAGUUCGAUUGGCUUGUCAAGCAAUGGGCUUGGUGCAAGGAGGAAGAGUUUUGCGGAUAUACUACAGGAAGGACUUGAUCGACCUGCUUCCAUGUCCAGCUUCUUGUCACGCCCAUCAAGUUGUAGUGAUUUUGGUGAUGGAGUGGAACUCUUGGAGGGCUUGCCUAAUGGAAGAGGUCCCAGUGGUCUUGCUGGAGUUCAGAGCCAUGGCACUGCAUCUCCUUAUGCUUUUUCAUCUGCAACGGGCUCCUCACUGUCUAGGAGCACAACCCCUGAACUAAAGCUAGUUGGCAGAUCACCUAAUUCUGGCCUUCCUCCUGUGGGAAGCCGAGUUUUCCCAAUCGAGCAAAAUAAUGGUCGUGGCUUGAGUGUCCAAAAUGGUCAUUCUUCUGGAAUGAAUGAGCUCACUGAGAUUGCAGCUAAUCUAUCUGGUUUAAGUCUGUCAGAAGUUAGAAAUAGAGAUGUGAAUAGUCAUGUGCAGUCUCAGCUUCAUCUGAACUUUGACAAUAAGUCUGAUUUUCUGUUCAAAAAUGGCCAUCAACAAAAUCUGCAGCAGGAACUCAUGAACGCCAAUGCUGAAAAUCUCUCUCGUCCAGGCAUUUAUGUUGAUUUAGCUAGGAAAAAUGGGAUUGUGACAAACCUUAAUGCUUCUAAGACGAAUUGCACUAUGCAAGUCAACCUUCCUACAAGGACUUCUUCCUCUGCCAAUCUGUAUGGUUCUUCAGGAUUUGGAAGUUUGGAAGGACCAAAUGCAUAUAAUCAAAAUGCAACCACUUUCGGAUUUGAGUUCAUGCCUGGUGCUUUUCCUACCAACCAGAAGCGAAAUUCAGCUAUUGACAAUCAUUUUGACGCAGGUUUGGCUUCUACUCAAAAUGGACAAAAUAUCAAUAGCUUAUCUGAUCUGCAUUCCCCGAUUAUCGAUCCGCGUUAUCUUCAGUUCUUGCAAAGAAGUCCUGAAUAUGCUGCACGUACUGCAACUACUCUGAAUGACCCUUCUCUGGUUAAAAAUCAAUUUGCCACUUCACAUGGAGACUUGGAGGGGAUUCAGAAAGCAUACCUUGAGGUUUUACUGGCUCAACAAAGAGAACGCUUAGAGCUGUCCCUUCUAGGUAAAUCUGGUGGUUUUAGUCAUGAUAAUUACGCUAUUGGUCCUAUUGGAUCGCAUGGGCUUGGAACACCAUAUGUGGGAAAUACUAUGGGCAAUUUGGUUCUUCCUACUGUUAGAUCUGGUAGUCCAAUGUUCCAAAAUGAGAGAAUUUCUCAUAAUAAUUUGAUGAUGAGAAAUUCAAUGGGGCGAUCUGUUGGCUCUUGGAACUCGGAUAUUGGCAAUAAUUUAGAGGGGAGGAUCGUCUCGUCCUUAUUGGAUGAGUUCAAGAACAAUAAGACUAAGUCUUUUGACCUUUCUGACAUUGUUGAUCAUGUAGUUGAAUUCAGUACGGAUCAGUAUGGCAGUCGUUUUAUCCAGCAGAAAUUAGAAACUUCCACAACAGAAGAAAAGACCAAGAUAUUCCCUGAGAUGAUUCCACAUGCACGUAACUUGAUGACAGAUGUCUUUGGAAAUUAUGUCAUACAGAAAUUUUUCGAGCAUGGUACUGAAAGUCAAAGAAAGGAAUUAGCCAACCAACUUUCUGGCCAUGUUUUGCCUCUGAGCCUUCAAAUGUAUGGUUGCAGAGUGAUUCAGAAGGCCUUGGAGGUGGUUGACAUGGAUCAGCAGACGCAAAUGGUCGCAGAGCUUGAUGGUUCAGUUAUGAAAUGUGUACGUGAUCAGAAUGGCAAUCAUGUUAUUCAAAAAUGUAUAGAGUGUGUCCCUCAAGAUCGUAUACAGUUUAUUAUCUCAUCCUUUUAUGGUCAAGUUUUUACUCUUUCCACCCAUCCUUAUGGCUGCCGUGUUAUUCAGAGGGUCCUGGAACAUUGUGAUAACCCGAAUACACAGCAAAUUAUCAUGGAUGAAAUCAUGCAAUCUGUUUGCACUCUUGCACAAGACCAAUAUGGGAAUUAUGUAAUUCAGCAUGUACUUGAACAUGGAAAGCCGCAUGAGAGGUCUGCAAUUAUAUGCAAACUUGCAGGACAAAUUGUACGGAUGAGUCAGCAAAAGUUUGCGUCUAAUGUCGUGGAAAAGUGCUUAACUUUUGGCAGCCCUGAGGAGCGCCAACUUUUGGUGAACGAGAUGCUGGGUUCGACUGAGGAAAAUGAGCCUUUACAGGCCAUGAUGAAGGAUCCAUUUGGAAACUACGUUGUUCAAAAAGUUCUUGAGACCUGCAAUGAUGAGAGUCUGGAGUUGCUUCUUUCUCGCAUUAAGGUUCAUCUGAAUACCCUGAAGAGGUACACCUAUGGAAAGCACAUAGUUUCUCGUGUCGAGAAACUCAUCGCAACUGGAGAAAGGCGCAUAAGUUUGGCAUCCGCUACUUCGUCCUGAACCAUCUCAACUUUGACCAAGCAAGGCAUUUUAAAUCUUGCCACCACCAGUUAAGCAUCCACCGUUUUGUACAGCUAACAUCAUGGAUGGCAACUUUUAUCAAGUUUUUGGAGUAUCAUUUACAGAUAUUGGUGGUUGUAAAUAAACACUUAUCUAUAGGUCUGCCUGAAAUAACGUCUCUAUCUCUUCUGUUUACUGUAUAUAAGGCUCAGUUAUAAUCCGACACCGAAGAUUUCACAGAAAAGGGUCAUUUUUAGGCCGUCAGAAGAACAGGCGAGCAAGUAUUGUCUGCCCUUCUUAGAGUACAUGUUCAAGGUUCAUAGUCUGAAGAGCUAAAAAGUGUAAAUGGUUAACUUUAUAUUGCUAAGAGGGUAGAGUUGGUCGUCGGGAGGGAUUUUUGACUUUGGAGUAUAUAUAUACAUAUAUAUACAAGUGUAAAUACUAAAAAUUGUAUGAUGCAGAUUUAUGU
This is a messenger RNA of Morus notabilis, 3762 nucleotides long. Its product is annotated as pumilio homolog 4. Lineage: Eukaryota; Viridiplantae; Streptophyta; Magnoliopsida; Rosales; Moraceae. The coding region runs from base 324 to 3293 and encodes 989 amino acids. The record is from RefSeq and is a predicted model, not a curated record. The transcript is spliced from 11 exons. Gene Ontology annotation, cellular component: cytoplasm. Gene Ontology annotation, molecular function: mRNA binding. Gene Ontology annotation, biological process: post-transcriptional regulation of gene expression.